Messenger RNA from Pelobates fuscus (common spadefoot toad), 1266 nucleotides. Its product is annotated as indolethylamine N-methyltransferase-like. Gene Ontology annotation, molecular function: N-methyltransferase activity. Gene Ontology annotation, cellular component: cytosol. The transcript is spliced from 4 exons. The record is from RefSeq and is a predicted model, not a curated record. The coding region runs from base 133 to 924 and encodes 263 amino acids. Lineage: Eukaryota; Metazoa; Chordata; Amphibia; Anura; Pelobatidae.
AAACUGAAUGAUUCUUUCUGAACUGAAUACAUGAGCGGAAUAGUCUCCAACUGACUCGGUUACCAGCAUUUACCUGUGCGUGCAUCACCAGAAGCUGAAUACAGAAAAUCUAAAAGGAGAUCACAUAUAACAAUGGUGCAUGACAAUGAGCAAGAAAGAUACAUCAACGAGUUUGAUCCAAAGGAUUAUUAUGAAACCUAUUAUAAUCCUACAUCAGGAGCUUUGAUUGGAGAAUGGACAAAUUUUGCUUUAAAGAAUCUUCAUGGACUCUUCUCUACAGGUAAUAUCGUAGGGGAUACCUUGAUCGAUUUUGGUGCUGGGCCGAGCAUCCUUAAUCUCCUUUCAGCCUGUGAGGUGUUUAAGAAUAUAAUUACUUCUGACUUUCUUGAGCAAAACCGUGCUCAGCUGAAUAGAUGGCUAAAAAAGGAACCUGGGGCAUUUGACUGGACUCCAGCUGUCAAGUUAGUAUGUGAGCUUGAAGGAAACAGUGACAAUUGUGAGAAAAAGGAAGAGAAACUGAGGAAAGCUGUGAAACGGGUUCUACAAUGUGACGCACUAAAAAAGAAUCCAUAUGAACCAAUCGUUCUGGAACCAGCUGAUUGCCUCUUGAGCUGUCUCUGCUUAGAAGUCCCAUGUCUGAAUGCAGCCGCUUACUGCAACACCCUUAAAAAUUUCAUGGACUUGCUCAAGCCAGGGGGCCAUAUCAUAAUACAGAGUGUACUAAAUUGUACAUUUUAUUACAGUGGGAACACGAGAUUUUCGUGUCUGGCAAUGACAAAAGAAGAGAUUGAAACGGCUUUUAAAGAAGCUGGUUAUGAAAUUAAGAGGAUGGAUGUUGUCCCUCGAGAAGACAGAUCGAGGAUGGACCUUGCUGAUUACGAUAGUUUAUUUUGCGUUCAUGCCCGUAAACCAGCUACCGUGUGAACAGACCCUCACAUCUUGCACAGUGAAUUACGCUUCUUUCUUGUUAAUGCAAUAUUUUAUAACAUUGUACAAAUUGGUGUGGAGGUCAGUUUAUCUGUAUUUGGUUUAGGGGAUCUAACUAUAUAAACAAAAUAAAGUAGUGGGAUUAAAAGCCAGAUACUCAAAGUAUUGUGUUACAAAAUGUUCUCUGUAAUAAAAAUGUGUGAAAUCUUAAAUGAUUUAUGCAUAAACACAGACAGAAAUAUAAAUUUUAUGUAAUUGCGCAUGCGAUAAUAGAUCAAUAAUGUUCGCUACCUUUAACCACCAUUACUCAAAUUAAACCUCACUUCCUGUAGACUUUAA